AACAAGGAAGUGAAAGAAAGGGUGCCAGACUCUGUUUUAUUCCAGACAGUCUCUGUUUUAUUCUUAACUGCACGCAUAAACCAUUCAGCAUGUGGAAAGUAAGAGUCUUCUGUUUCUUCAUCUGUACAGCCUGUCUACUGGAUAUUAACUGUGCUAAUAUUGGAUAUGAGGGAAAACACGUAACGUUUCACAUCAGCUACCCAGAGGGUUACGAGACAAACACCAAGUACUUUGGCAAAAAAGAUGGUUUCUUCUUUGAGAAACUGGUUCAGACUUCUCAUCCCUACAGAUGGGCGAAACAAGGGCGAUUCGCUCUAUUCGACAACACAUCCGCGCGCAUCCUUACCGCCACCAUCUUGCAAUUGGUCGUGGAUGAUUCUGGCUUGUACUCCUUCGGUGUGGAUGUUAAACUGUCACCUGAUUUGUCUGGUGAUAUACAACUAACUGUCAGGAGAGGUGAAGCACAGAGACCCACGAUAUCAUUACCAAGAGUGAUUGUCAGCAGCACGAACAGUCCUGCAAAUAUCACAGCCCAGAACUGGACCAAGACAAGAAAUCAGGAAUCUUCCCUCAAGUUUGUGAGCGUGUUGAGUCUGGUGUGUGUCUGCACACUUCUAGUUGUGUGUCCGUUCGCUGUGUUUAAGGUUUUAAAAUGGGCCGCCACCUGCAAGCUGUCAGUUUCUGUGUCUUAUCACACCAGGAAGACAUCAACUCAAGUUGUUGACGAGUAUGUGAACAUGAGCCGAACCGUCCUUCCAAACCCACCCACAGCUCAAAAUGAUGAAGGUUCACUUGUUGAUGAUUUUCACAGACCUACAAACACAGAACAGACACAUAACAAAGACGCCAACUACAUAGAUUUUGCUCUAGCAGACAGUCCAGAUCAGAUCUACACAGAAAUGAACCCUGGUUUUGUUCAAGAGUCAGUUUAUCAGAGCAUUGAUCUAACUAUUAACUGACUGAACACAGACGCCUCAUCAACAACUAAUGAAAAUCCUUAUUUUCCUUCACAUUUUUCCAGGAACAAUUAUUCAGAAACACUUUACAAGAUUCUGUUUGUUAAUGUUUUGUUAACAUGAACUAACAAUGAAAAAUACUUAAAUACUGUUUGGUAAUCUUAAUCUUUAAUGUUAAUUUCAACAUUUAUUAAUACAUUAUUCAAAUCAAAUGUUGUAUCUGUUUAUGUUAUCUAAUGGACAUGAACUAACAUGAAUUAUCAGUUGGUUUUUGUUAACUAAUGUAGCUAUUGCUCAUUGUUAGUUAAUGCAUUAACUAAUGUGAACUUAUGGAACUUUAAUGUAAAGUGUUACCAAUUUUUCAUCAGUUACAUGACGAUUUCAUUGAAUAUGAAGAAAAAUCAUUGAAUUGUAGUCUUGGAUAAAUAAACUUGAAUGUCAAAUAGUUGAAAACUGUUAAUGUGGACAUUAUUUAGCAGUGCUGAGAUCAGCACAGACUGGUAUAGAAGUGUGUGUUUAGUGUGAGUAAAGAUCUCGAUUGCGUCACUGCAGAUGUUUUAAGAGGAUGGAGAGACAAAAAGAGAGAAGUAAAUACUUUAUUGUACCAAGAAAGAGAAGGCGAACUGUAGCUACUACUUCACACAGUUUUUAUCUCAUGUUAAGUGAGAGCCUUCUCAGCAUGUGGAGCUUUCUAGUUGUCCUGUCCUGCAUAUUUACAGUGAUGUCUUUGAAUCCUGUAACUGCUCCAGUGGGAGGGAACGCCACAUUUCGGUGUUCUCAUUUUCUGGCCGAUGGGAACAUCAAAUAUUUCUGCAGAAACUCUUGUAAGGAUGAGUUUAUUCUCAUUCGAUCUAAUAGAGAACAAAACCCGACUUGCACAGACAGAUUCACUCUAUAUGAUGAAGGCUCAGACUUCACUGUGACCAUCACACGCCUGCAGCUUUCAGACUCUGGCACUUACAUCUGUGCAGUGGACAGAUUUCUUUUUGACACUUACAAAUAUGUAACUCUUCAUGUAUUUGAGGGUAAGUUAUCCAUAUUUUAGGGAAACUAUUUUGCACAAUUCACGUUUAUAAGGUGUUUGAACACAGAUGUGUGUAAACAACCAGCCUACAAUGGUAAAAAUCCAUCCAAUACUUUUUUUUUUAUAAUCCCCAUAAAUCAUAAAGAGUCUCUUCAAUUGAGCGGUUCCAGAAGCCCCACCCACGACUGGCGAGGGAAUCUGCCCUAAAAAAAAGCAUACAUCCGAAGUUUAGACUGAUUUAGCUUUAAAAUGCUAUGAUCUGUGGGGUAUUUUGAGCUGAAACUUCACAGACACAUUCUGGAGACACCAGAGACUUGUUAAAACCUUGUAAAAAGGGGCAUUAUAAGGGGCCUUUAAGAGUUUUAUGAGCUGUUGGGUUCAUGUCUGCUGUACUUUUCUAAUAACUUGCUGUAUUUACUGUUUGUGUCAUGGUGUUCUGGAGAAUGUGGUUAGCAGAAACAUUACACUUGUGUUAGUUAUUCAAUAGAAAUUUAUUUUUAGAGUUGUUGAAAUCUCACUUUCAGAGGUAGGACGUCUUCCUGAAAAAAUGAACCUAAAUGUUACUAAAGUAGCCUAUUUCUGAUUGUGAAAAUUGGCACACAAAUAGAGGACGGUCUGAACAUUAACCACAGCAAUAUUUCCUUCUAGCGCCAGCAACUGUCCAAACCUGCACUCAUGUUUAAGCGAAUAAGUUUUGAACCAUGAAGGCUCGAAUCAAAAUUAUUUUUUUCAUUGGAUUCCUUGGCUCGAGUCAAUUCAAUACUAUAGUGUCAUUUUCUGUCAUUAAAUCUUUCCCGCUAUUUUGAAUAUGGGCCAUUUUGACUGUAUAUUUGGUGCAGAAUAUCUACUGUAAGUAAACUCUAAAUUGUAAAACUGUUGGUCAUCUAAAACUAAACUUGAUCAUCUUCAGACCAUACUGGCAAAAAUUUGUGGGUUUUGUGUUGAUAGAUGAAACUUUUCAUAUACUGCAUUAACAAAUUUGACAGACUGCAUCUGAGGCUGUAUCUGUGGAAAGAU
Ctenopharyngodon idella (grass carp) is the source of this 2997-nucleotide messenger RNA. RefSeq lists its product as uncharacterized. The transcript is spliced from 8 exons. The coding region runs from base 90 to 959 and encodes 289 amino acids. Lineage: Eukaryota; Metazoa; Chordata; Actinopteri; Cypriniformes; Xenocyprididae. The record is from RefSeq and is a predicted model, not a curated record.